Molecule: messenger RNA, 912 nt
Organism: Suillus subalutaceus
Lineage: Eukaryota; Fungi; Basidiomycota; Agaricomycetes; Boletales; Suillaceae
Exons: 4
Coding region: 1-912 (303 amino acids)
Source: RefSeq, a predicted model, not a curated record
AUGAAAGCUAGAGAGUAUUGCUGUUGCGCAAUCCCCUUGGUCAAAGCUGGUAUAUAUACUACGCUGAUUGAACAAUUCUCUCUUGGGAUUAUCAUAGGCACCCUUUCUGUUGGAACGCCUUCUAUUGUUGGAGCAGCAACUCCUUCAUACGCCCCGUUGCUUCUUGCAAUAGCAUGCUACGUGGGUGCUGCAAUUCAAAUUCUUGGAUUCAUAGGUGUAUUUAAGGAGAAACAUAUACUUUUCCGCCGCUAUGCCACUCUACACGCCCUCGUCACCAUUGUUGUUUUCGCAAUUGCCGCGGCAUGGGUCAUUGUUUCAGCCAAAAGUCACUCGACUGCUGUGACCAACUGCGAGAACAAAUACUAUCCUACUGCGGCCAACGGUAGCAAUACUACCGAGGGUCAAACUGUCUGCGGCAUUAUCACCUGGGUUGACGUCGGGCUGAUGGCCGGUGCUUGGGUCUUUUUUGCUCUUGUGCAGGCAUAUCUACUCUUUGUUGUUUCAUCUUACGGGACUGCCCAAAGUCGGGAUUACGAGAAGUACGACGCUCUCAAUGAUACCACAAAACCACUGACGGAUAAUAUUCCGAUGUCUGAUCGUGGUGAUCCUUGGGACUACAGAGCGUCUGCCGAGUACGAGGAUGGCCGCGGUUAUAUGCGAAACGCAAGUACGGCAUCAACCAUGAAUGCUCCAUUACAGAAAGAAAGAUACGCCGAUGGUCAAUCUUAUCUUACGCCGACCUAUCCCCCUCAACCUGAGUCGCAAUUUGAGCGGCAGCAAUCGACACGAACUGCCCCUUUGAGCACACACACUCAGAGCCCUCAGCCUGCACCAUAUGCUAAUAACUAUUACGACGCUGAUAGUCUGGCUGGGCAACCUGCACCCACUCAGGCUCACCCCGGUGUGUAUUGA